Oncorhynchus mykiss (rainbow trout) is the source of this 6385-nucleotide messenger RNA. RefSeq names its product genetic suppressor element 1. Lineage: Eukaryota; Metazoa; Chordata; Actinopteri; Salmoniformes; Salmonidae. The record is from RefSeq and is a predicted model, not a curated record.
CGAGAGAGAGAGAGAUAGAGAGAGAGAGUGGUAGAGUACACCUCGCUAUUUCAUAUGAGUCUAUGCCAAGGAACAGCGGUAGCCGAUGGUUCGUCUUUUAUACUGGGAUUAACGCAAAACCGAGGAUUUAACCGUCUCUGUUUACGCGGUAUGAAACAUGAGUCAAAGUCGCGGUCAUUAGGAAUGAUCUCCACUGCAACUCGCACCACGGCGACGGUCAGCCCUCUUACCCCGCUAGCCAACGGGAGUGUGGCUGCUCACUCCGGAUUCGCUGCCGCUCUCCGUCAACUGGCCAAACAGGCUGAAGACCCAAGAGGUUCUUCUCCCAAUAGUGAGUCUCCAGUCUCCUCUCCAGCCACCAGUCUCAGUUCUCCAGUCAACACUCCUAAGAGGGGGUUGUCAGGACCACUCCAGACCCCAAUUCGGGGACACGGCCUUCCCUCCACCCCUUCUGUAGUCACUAUCGCCCCCACUCCCACCAAGAGCGGCAGCAUUCUCUGGAGAGGAGAAGGGCGCCAGGCUGAGCUGGGUGUUCUGGGGGUGAGUAGGGAGCCUGUGGGUUCUGAGCCCAGCCUUCCCCAGGAGAAAGGGGCUCAUCCUGUCCUCUCUCCUCACAUCCUGGCUCACCCAUCCUACCCCUUCACCCUCACCCCCAGCUCUGUCAUGCAGGACCGGCGACUACAGGGCCUCAGUCUACCUGGUCUGGUACAACCUGCAGUUCACUCAGGGGCGGUCCAAGAGGAGUACCUAAGAGGACUACGCCCCUUCGCCACCUCAGAUGACCUCCGCCUGCGCUCGCUGCCCCUGGGGCUCGACCCCACCACUGCUGCCCACGUUACUGCUGCUGCUGCCUACUACCACCCUGCCUACCUCCACCACCUACACAGGAUGGAGGAGUCUUUGUGUCUUUCUGCACUACGGUCUCAGUUCUACUCUGUACCAGCAGGGGGGGCCUUCCCUCACCUCCACCCCUCUGCCCUCCACAUGCAACUGCCUGGGGCACGCUACCCUGGGGAGUUCAGCCAAACACACAGUGCACUGGCUGAGAGAAUACAGAUGGAGGAAGAGCUUCGCCAACGAGAGAGGGAGCGAGAGCAUGAACGAGAGAAACAGAGGGAGUGUGAGCUUGAACGGGAGAGAGAGAGGGAGCGGGAGAGAGAGAGGGAGACAGAGAUGGAAAGACAGAAGGAUAGGCAGAGGGAGAGAGAGAGGGAGAGACAGAUGGUGAGAGCGGUGAAGAGCCAGUACCUUGCUGGGCUGAAGGCUCUCACGGCUCUGCCGGAGGACAGGGUCAGACCUGGGGAGAGGCUGACACCUAACAGACUGGAUAAGCCCACCCUCCCUGCCCUCCCAGUACCUAAACCUCUACAGCCAGGCCUCCAGACAGCCCCUCACCUCAUGCCCAGCCUGGUGCCCUCUCAGAUGGGGAACAGACACACUGCCUCAGCCUCUUCCGGGGGGCUCCAUGGAACACUGCUCUCUGCCAUGAUGCUCCAUCAGGCCAAUGGGGAGGAGCGCAGGUUGGCACGUCAACGCAGGCAGGGGCAGGAGAGGGAGGUGUGGCCACCUGGGGAAGGGGUGGAGCCUAGGAGAGACAGCUACAGAUCCAACGCCAGCCAACGUGACACAGGCAACAGAGAAUCUCAACCUCACCUAGGAGCCCCACCUCCACUCAUCUCACCCAAACCUCACCUCCUCCCCCACCCCCCUGCCCCUUCCACCACCCUCUGGAACCCUGCCUCCCUCACUGAGACCCCCCCAGACCCUCGUUUCAGGUUCGACUCCCCUGUUCCUCCAUCUCGCUCCCCUCCUAAUCUGACCAGAAACGAGCGGUCCCCCAGCUGGGAGAGGGGGGAGGAUGGGUGCAGGAAGAGGGGGAAGGACCCAGAGAGGCUCUCGUCUGUCAGGGGACCCAUUCUGCAGGAGCCUGGCCUCUGGGACUGGGCUGAGCUUGAAAGAUCCACUCACAGUCUCCACCACCAUAACCACCUCCACCAGAGUGGUUCGCUGUCCGUCUCCUCCCCCAGCCCCAGCUCCAACCUAGGGGUCCAGCACCACGCCAGCUCCCCAUCUCCCUCCAUGGACCUCCAGAGGUCUGAACGGCCAGGCCAGGAGCCUCAGAACCCAGUGGUGUACGAUGAGAUCCUCCAGCAGCACCGCAGGCUGGUCAGCAAGCUGGACCUGGAGGAGAGCAGGAGGAGAGAGGCCAGGGAAGGAGGGUAUGACUAUGAUCUAGAUGAGUGGUAUGAUGACAGUGAUGAGGAGGAAGUGAGGGCCCACCUCAGAAGGGUAGCAGAGCAGCCCCCGUUAAAACUGGACACAUCCUCAGAGAAGGUGUGUUUCCUGCGUGUCUGUGGCCUGACCACGCUGGCCCAUCGUGACCAGCUGCUUCAUCAGAAGAGGAGGAAGAGGAGGAGGAUGUUGAGAGAGCGCAGCAUCUCCCCUACAGCAGUACGAGGCAAGAGGAAGACCUCUCCGCCUCCUGUGGCACCCGCUCCCACCCUCUGCACCACUCUCACCCCAGAGGAGAUGAAUUGCUCCCCUCAGCUGGAGGACAAGAAACACUUCCUCAACAUGUUCAGCCUGUCCCAUGUGACCAACCAGCAGAGGAGAGAUAAGGAGAAGAUGGAGGGGUUGUUGAAGGCUAUAAAGCUGAAGAGUGUGACGUUGGACACCAUCAGAUACAACCCAUUACCCCUCUGUAGAAGCCCCCCUGUUUCCCCAACUGGCGAAUCAAACGGACUCCACUACCAAGACUCCCCAAGCCCCUCGCCCUCCUACCCCCACCACCCCAACAACCUCCAUACAGACCCACUAAAACCAUCCACCUAUCCACCCAGCCAACCGCCUCCCCUGGCCCCCGACCCCAACAGGAAAGGACUGGGUGGAGGUCACCCAGCUAAGAGGCUCCAGUGCCUCCAGAAUGGAGGAGGCCACCCUGGCCAUCAUCCUCAACAGAAGGUGCCCCUGGCUGUGCAGAACGGGCAGAACAUAACCUGGGAAAGAUUCAUCCCGAAGGACUUCCACCAGUCUGUGUUGCAGUCUACCCACAAGACACUGAGUGGCUCCACCUGCGUUCCAGAGUCCAGUAUAAAGUCUGAGCCCUCAGUGCCCUACAACAUCCCCCCACUGAAGAGACCAGCCCUCCUCAACACAUCCCUACACCCCACCAACGGGCAUCACCCUUACCCCUCUCCAGCCCACCAUGUACCCCUUGGCGUACGUGAUGAGCUGUCAGAGGAAGAGGAUGAGGAGGAGGAGGAAGAGGAGGGAGAAGCCCCUAGGAAGUGGAGGGGCAUAGAGUCAGUCUUUGAGGCGUAUCAGGAGUAUGUGGAUGAGCGGUGUAUGGAGAGACAGGUUCUUCACAGUCAGUGCCGGAGGCUGGAGACUCAGAACUACACUCUCAGUCUGACAGCUGAACAACUCUCACACAGCAUGGCGGAGCUGGUGAGUCAGAGACAGAGGGUGAGAGAUGAGAGAGAGAGGCUGCAGGCUCAGCUGGAGCACUUCAGGAAGUGUCUGACCAUUCCCAACGUGCACUGGGGCAAGGGGCAGGCCAAAGGUCGCCCCUCCCCGGUGACCCCCUGCCCCGCUGCAGACCGACAGACAGACCGACGACCGAUGACUGAUGGAGUGAGAGAGGACACUGAAUUGGUUCCCAGUCAGAGGGGGCAGAGGGGGAAGAGAGCUCUGGACUGGGAAGGAAGACAGGAUGAUAGAAAGGGAGGAGGGAGAAAAGGAGGACAGGCCCUGUAACCUCACAUGCCACUCUCCUAGACUUUGUCGUGUGGUCAGACUCACAGACUCACAAGACUGGUAGUCUAAAAGCUAGGGGACAUAGCUACAUAAGGGUAUGGCAUAAUAUUGGGACACACUUUAACCAAUCGUAGACUUUGGGAUGAAUACAAUGAGCAGUCACAUGUCCUCCCUUUCUCCCUCUAUGGUCUGGAAGGGUUUGGAAGCAACCAAUAGCCAGCCAACCAACCACUGAACUGAAAGGACUUGAAUCAGCCAAGAUGCACUUAUAGACCUAGAAGAGCUACUAGUGAUCCUACUAGUGACAGUACUGUUGAAACUACCUAGAACUAAACACUGUGUUGUAGAGCUUUUACUAUUCUGGAGCUUUUUUCACUUGGGUUCAUGGAAGAGCAAAAACACAGGUGCAGAAUAUUUAAGACAGUGUUUCUAUAAGGAAAUAACUGGAGGUUUUGAAAAAUAUAUUUUUAAAUCAGGUUAAAUACAUUUUUAAAGGAUUUAGAAGUCUCUGUUAUGUUUUUAAUAAUUAUACCAUUGAUAAUGUAAAUUGCCUACCUAUUAAGCCAGAAUGUUGUAUGUUUUAUUAUUUUAAUUAUUGCUAUUUAAAAGCCUUCUUUAGAAUAAACAUUUGGGGUAAAAACAAGAUGCUUGGGAUAAUUUUGUGCUGUUGCUGGCCAGUAUGAAAUAUUUAAAGAGAAGUAAACAUUUUAGAAGCGCUGUAUGUUAAAGGCGCUCCAUAAAAGUUGUGUACUAUGUCAUCGCGUAAUUGCUCUCGAGCCCCUGCAGCUGUGCACAAAGACAUGCGCGUGCUUGGGCUUACUCUACAACCUCAUUGGACAAUGCCAUGUCGAUCUGAUCCCACUUUAAGCAGUUUGGGGAGGUGAGAAAAAAGUACCCUGGAGCUGGUCCUUUCGGUUCUGCCGCCCUAGGUGAAACCAAAAAAUGCUGCCCCCUGCAAAACUAGAAUAAUCCCCGUAAGCAAAAUGACAUUGAACAUAGGUAUUUUCUAGACGUUGAAGUUAGGGUAAAUGUAGGUUAUUAAAGUUGAAAAGAGGUCAUUUAUAGACGUCUAUGUUUGGCUCAAAUCAAGGCUGGUCCAUAAAUGUAUGUCUGUGGACGUUGAAAUCAAAUCUGAACCAAACAUAGAUGUCUAUGAUUAGUUCAGAUUUGGUCUGGACCGGACCAAAAACCAAUGUCUGUGGCAUUCAAGGCUGGUCCAGACUGCACCAAAAAAAUAUGUCCAAAAGGCGUCGCCGUCGGUCAUUGCUUACUGAGGUAAUAUGAGGAGGAAAUAUAAUUUUAUGAAUGUCCAUCUAUGUGGUAAACCUACCCUUUAAAAUUAAAAAAAGACAUCCAAAAGACGUUGGCUCGUGCUUACUGGGGUGUAGCCUACCAUGUCAGCCACAAUGGAAUUUUAUAAAUGCCCAUUCAUGUGGUAGGACCACCGUUUGUAAAACAAGCCGAUGCAUUGGUUUAAUUAGUUAUGAUACCUGUGACUAAUCAAUUUGGCUAUUUAAGCUCUGUAUAUCAGCUACUCAACUUUAUCAGGAGUUAUCGUGAGCCUGUUUGCAAUGUGUUUACACGGCGGGGAAAGCAGAAGUAUUUUAUUUUUCACUGUGAUCAGCUUGUACAGAUACAAACUUUAAACCAUUGAUCAUGACAAAGAGGUGAAACUCCUGGACAACAGCUGUGAUUGUCCAUUCCAUUUUGUCCAUUUUACUUUGUUUGACCUGUCCUGUUUUUAGGAUAUGUUGUUUGUUAAAAUUACAGCACAUAUUUUAUUUGAUUUAGCACCAUUUAGGUUAGUUAGGCUAUUUGAUCGGAGAAACCUGCAUGAUGUAAAAAAGUGCCCUUCUCAUUACAUUGUCUUACAUUUUAUCUCCAUUCUUUGGCCUACAUAAAUGGCUACAUACCCUAUCUACCAUGUCCUAUAUCUGCUACAUGAUUUAUGUUAGAUUAUUUUUUUGACGGAACGUUGGUGGAGUGCCGCAGCGAUGAGUCUCUCCAACAGCACCCUGGAGAGGCACGCUGGGAAUGAGGAAGCAACAUAUUGUUCGCCCCUACCUUUGACAAAGUGGGCACUGCUUAUCACAGGGCGGAAUCAGCGAUCACCUAAAUAUCCCAUAUGCCACUGGUUGAGAGAAAUUGUCAUUGUUUUGGGGCAGAAUUAUGUGAGGUUUUAUGUAUUGUUGCCGCCCUCGUCAAUCUAGCCUAAUCCCGCCUAAUGAGCGGGCAGAUGGCUGUGCGCUGGAGGCGGGGGGACACGAAGGGUAAUAUUUCGAUAAUGAUAGCUAUUUUAUCUUCUUUUAAGCUGAGUCCCAGCCACAAUCACCUUAUAACCUGUCUGUCAUUGAGCCAUCUUCUGCCACAGGACAGAAAUGACAAAUAAAAGUCACCCAGCUAAUUGUAAACAGAUGGUCCCCAUGCUGACACAGGUUUACCACAGAGACCUACUGCACAUUUUAGUAAUGACGGGUCAUCUCUCUACAUCCUUUUGACUUUAGAGGAACUCAGCCCUUUCCAUUGCAGAUACCCAGUCUAACCCCAAAGUCUGCCCGCUCUACCUCACGCCUAACCUAGCCUACCUACAGUACAUAACCACUACCCCCCCCCCCCCCCCCCCCCCCCC